Molecule: messenger RNA, 1814 nt
Organism: Solea senegalensis (Senegalese sole)
Lineage: Eukaryota; Metazoa; Chordata; Actinopteri; Pleuronectiformes; Soleidae
Gene: slc35f2
Product: solute carrier family 35 member F2
Exons: 9
Coding region: 141-1262 (373 amino acids)
Biological process (GO): transmembrane transport
Cellular component (GO): membrane
Molecular function (GO): transmembrane transporter activity
Source: RefSeq, a predicted model, not a curated record
UUGAGUCAUUCAGUGUGAGACUCUGCAACGCGUGGAUGUUUAUUCAGUGACAUUUGAACAACUAUGAUAUUAAAUCGCAUCUGGAGAGUUUACCCACAUCUGCCAUGACCGAAGACAAAAACGGUUAGGAUCACAAAGAAAUGGAGGGUCAGGCAGAGGAGAGACUGUGUGGGAAAUGGAGGGUUGCAUGUGGUUUGUACAAUUACAACCUGAGGGAUGUUUUCACAUGGCAUCUGCUGAAGACCGUUCUCAUGGGCCAGGUGUUGUCUCUGCUCAUCUGUGGGACGGCAGUGAGCUCUCAGUACCUGGUUACCGCCAAGGUGGAGACGCCGAUGCUGCAGAGUUUCCUCAACUAUGCCCUGCUGCUGCUCGUCUACACCACCAUCCUCAUUGCGCGCAAAGGUGAAAGAAACAUCGUACAGAUUUUGAAGACAAAGUGGUGGAAGUAUUUGGUGAUGGGCUUGGCAGAUGUGGAGGCCAACUAUGCAGUUGUGCGUGCUUACCAGUAUACCACCCUGACAAGUAUCCAGCUGCUGGACUGUUUCGUGAUCCCAGUGCUGAUGCUGCUCUCCUGGUUCUUCCUGAAGACUCGCUAUAGGCUGGUCCACUUUAUAGCCGUGGUGGUGUGUUUGUUGGGUGUGGGGGCCAUGGUAGGAGCCGACAUUGUGGCCGAAAGAAACCAGGGGUCCACCAGUUAUGUUGUGCUGGGAGACGGUUUGGUCCUUCUCAGCGCCGCCCUCUACGCUGUAUCCAACACGUGUCAGGAGUACACGGUGAAGAACCUGAGUCGGGUGGAGUUCCUGGGCAUGAUGGGACUCUUUGGGACGCUCAUCAGUGGCGUGCAGCUUGCUGUGCUGGAAAUCGCUGCAGUUUCAGCGAUAAAGUGGGACCUCCAUAUUUCCAUGCUGUUUGCCGUCUACGCCCUAUGCAUGUACGCCCUCUACAGCUUCAUGCCCGUGGUUGUGAAGUUGACCAGCGCUACUGCAGUCAACCUCUCUCUGCUCACCGCUGACCUCUUCAGCCUCUUCUGUGGCCUUUACCUCUUCCACUACAAGUUCUCCGCCUUGUACAUCAUUUCGUUUGUCGUCAUCACCGUGGGGUUCAUCAUGUUCAACGCCGUUCCCACGUACACCGCUCUGCCCGACGACGACCCAGCCGAUCCCUCGGCUGAUCGGCCCGAUCCCAGCCCCGCAGAUUACCUGCUGGCCGCGGACAGAGACUCUCCGAGGACCGAGAUGCUCACGGCCGUCGCUGCUCUAUGACACAAAGUGACUGGACUUUGUUUUUUUAAGCACAAAAUCAACUUCUCCUUUUGAAGCGAAGAGAUUGUUACUUUUUAUGUUGUUGUUAUUUUGUACAUUUAGUCAUUAGAUUUAGUUUUAACGCUUUAAUGAUUUUGAAAAUUAAACCAAAACUUGAAGUGCCACUGUUUAUUCAUGACUGCACAACAUGCUGUUGCAUCUGUUUUUAAAUCCUUAUUUUUGUUACAUCCUAUACAUAAAUACAUCAUUUGUUACUGAAGUAGAAAUUAUGUUUGUUUACUGCCCUGAAACUGAUCAGUUACACUUUUUUUUAAAAUACUAAUUUACGUUGUUUUUUAAAAAAAAAAAAAACCUUCAGCUGUUCUGUUACAAUCACACUUGACUUUUAUUUCCUGUUGUCAUGCUUUUACAGUUUUCCACAGUAUAAAUUGUUAAUUUAUCAAAUAUCCUGUAAAACAAAUUGUUUUCUUUCCCUUUCCAAUUAAAACAUGUCAGCUGAUGUUUUUACAAACAUUUCUUUUUUUUAACUAAUAAAUUCAUUUUUUGAAUAUA